This is a messenger RNA of Chara braunii, 4843 nucleotides long. The record is from the annotation of a GenBank genome assembly. NCBI's taxonomy places the organism in Eukaryota, Viridiplantae, Streptophyta, Charophyceae, Charales, Characeae.
CCGACUUGAAAAGUGAAGGCUCUCCCCUCCUUUCCCUAUUCUGUCUUCAUCUGGUUGGCGCCAACGCGUCACGGUCUCUCACUUUUGAGAGCGUCGUGCCGUUGGUUGGUUUCCCCUUCCUCGCGAAACAUUACAUUACCACCGGGAACGACGAGAUGUAGAGGGGAGCAGCUGAACACUUCCAUUGUUGAUCCGGACUUGCCGCUGACUCCGGCGGUCGGUUUGUUGUUGUUUUUUUUUUUCUUUCCCGCUGCCUUUCGGCGCCUGCAGCGGGGAGCCGCCGCCAUGGCUGGGUGGCGUCUGUUCCGCAGCGGCCGCUGCGACUCCAUGGCCGCUGCUGAAUCAUGUUCGGCCAUGAUGCUGGUUGCUACCCUUCUGCUCGCCCUCUACGCGUGUGAGCUAGCUCCAUCGGUAAACGCUAGAACCGGCUCUCACAUGAGACCUCUCGACUCAUUGCAUUUCUUCAGACGUGAGCUUAAGACUCAUAGAGAGAGGAUGGAACGCGUUCUGGUGGAGGUUACCGAGCCGCCACCUGGUGGCCCCGCGAGGACGAUAACGGUUGCUCUGGAUGGAUCUGGGGACUACAAGCUGCCAUCGGAGGCAGUGGCAUCCCUCGGCACCAAGAGCUCUGCUCCCGUCACGAUCUACAUCAAGGAUGGAGUUUACCGUGACCGGUUUAACGUCGUGAAGAGAAGAUGGAACGUUACGAUGAUUGGUAAUCCUGAGGAUCCAUCCCGAGUUGUCAUUGUCGACAAUCGCCAUGCUGGCAAGAUGGGUGCUGAUGGUGAUGAUAUUGGGACCUUCCAAUCUGCCACAGCGACUUUUGGUGGCUACCACAUCAUUGUCCAAGGCAUUUCAUUUAUCAACGACUUCCCGCGUGGUAAGCCUGGGGAGAUUGGCAACCAAGCUGUUGCGAUGCGCGCUUCGGGCUGGUUUAUCAUCUUUGCGAACUGCAUCUUCCGCGGAUUCCAGGACACUCUGUACGCUCAUAAGGGAGUGCAGUUGUACAAGAAUUGCUAUAUCGAGGGGACCAUCGAUUUCAUCUUUGGCUAUGCGACCGCUCAGUAUGAGGAUUGCCACAUUCACACCUUGGCCGAUCCUUUCACCAUCUCUGCGGAGAAACGGCAGCUGCCAGGCGCUCGUACAAGCGGCUUCCUCUUCUUGAGAGGAAUAAUCACUGGCGUAAGCGGCAAGGCCUAUCUCGGUCGAGCGUGGGGAGCUGCGUCGCUGACCUGGUUCGUUGAGACGCAAAUGGAGGCGUUUAUCCAGCCGGCAGGCUGGAAUAACUUCAACGACCCCACCAGGGAGAAGACGGCAGAUUACGGGGAGUACAACUGUUCGGGUCCGGGCUCAGAUCGGUCCGGCAGAGUUAGUUGGUCGCGGGCAUUAACUCUCGAAGAAGUUGGGCCAUUCUUAGGAGGAGAUAGGCAAUGGAUCGAUGGGAACUCGUGGGUCAGACUGCCAUCCCCUCUUCCUCCGACUCCUGAUGGCAGGGAAGACGCGGCCACAACCCCUCUACCUAUCAGUAGUGGUUCACCUCCUCCUCCUCCUCCGCCUCCACCACCUGCUUCGGUUGUUCCGCCCACUCCUCCUUCCGUUGAACCUCCUGUGCUUCCGUCCGGUUUUGCGACUGCCGGCCUUGAGCCUGCAGCAGCUUCAGGUAACGCCACCGGCGUGAUCGCAGCUCUGCGAGCGGACCCUAGGUUUUCUAUCUUCGUUGGUCUUCUUGACAAAGGCUUCGCGGCAAACCUUCCUCUGCAACCUCUCACCAUCAGCGUGCCUGAGAAUGCCGCUUUCGCACGUCUGGGUCCUGGCCAGCUGGACACGAUUAAGGCCGAUGAGGCCCUCCUUUACGAGUUCCUUGGGUACCAUUUCGCUGACGGUUUCUAUCCGAAGGCGGACCUGCUGGCCGCCAUCGCCAAAAGCACUUCUGGCACAGUCUCCGUCCCUACUCAGGGGGGCAGUUACGUAUCUUUCUCUUCGGUUGGUGACGUUAUCAAGGUCGACGGCAGCACCUCUGUCACGGAGGCUGACUUCCUAGUCGACUCUCCGAACAAAGCUGUCGCCCAUGUUAUUGCCAGCGUGUUGCUUAGUCAAGACGUCACGGACUCCUUGGCUAGCUCUUCGUCUCCUCCCCCACAUCCUGUCUGAAGGUGAGAACCAAGAUAACGCCUUGUCCACAACACUGACUGUGGGAUUUCUCCUUCGAUGGAUCAGUCAGGUCUGACGCAAUGAUUGCCGUUUGUGUUUUCAACUCUUUAUAUAAAGCUUUGAAGUCUUAACCGAUGCCACCUUCGCCGCUCUACUUCUCGACUGAUACUGAACUGAGGGCGAGUGUUGCUGUUGUGCUUUCAGGUAGCUUCGGUUCAGUGGAUAGAUCCGAGAAUGGCCAUUCGUUGGUUUUCUGCCGCAUGCUUCCGUCGGCGCGCAAUGAUACCCGCCUUCUCGCUGAAGGUAAGGAGAAUGGAACGUGUAGAUGAUGAUGCUCAUCCCGAUCGCCACUGAGAAAAUAACCAGUCAAUCUCGAUUGCUUGAUCUCGAUCGAUGAUGAUGUGUGUUUCUUGGCCAGUUUUGCUCCAAUCCACGCUCUGUGUGCGGGCAAUAAUAACAUCAGGUCGCCAGCAUUAACUUUUGUGGCUCGUUUGUUUUGCCAUUUGUUUAUUACUUCAUCCGAGCAGAUCCGAUUAUCAUCCUUACGCUGUUUCCCUUCCGUAUGUCGUUUUGCACCCUGAGCACGUCGUUUGCACCCUGAGCACUGUGAUAUCUCCUCCUUGCGUAUGUCGUUUUGGGAAGACUUCUGUCUUCAGUGGAAAAGGAUCACGGGUCGUUGGGAGUGCGUGGGUGGUCCGUCAGCUAUCUGGAGGGACUAGUACCUUGUAGCAGUGCUGCUGAUGUGGGAUGAAAAUUCUGCGUGUCAUGUGACUGUGCGUUUACUUGCUGUCCUGCCUCUGUUCUCCUAUUUGGCCGCAUCCCUUGUUCUUAUUCACUUGUGUUUCUUCUUUCUUUCUUUUCUUUUCUUUUCUUUUCUCCUGUAUUUAUUUUCACUUGUUGCUUGAAUCAGCUCAGUUGCUUUUCAGUUAUGUAAGCAUUCUUUUAUUUUUGCUCUGCCACGGAUUCUCCACAUCGUAGAUCCGUUUCUGCAGCGAGUCAUGUUGAACCUUGUUGGACGGUGGAGAUUAGACCAUUUGCUGAACCGUUUUGCAGGAUUGACUCUGAUUAUUAAAACCUUGUUGGACGGUGGAUUAGACCAUUUGCUGAACCCCUAGUGAUUGGACCUGUGGUUACUGGAUCUGUGGCUGUGUACCAUGGGUUUGACAUUUAAAUUUUGUGUUGUUUUUCGCCGAUGCUUGGGUAUUUGAAAAAAACGGACCUUUAUCAGACUCCCCCGACGGCUUCCUUCCGACGGUCCGGGAAAUGUUCUACUUCACGUUUCACGGAUUCUCGCUCCGCUUUACCAACUGAUCAAACAGUUGAGUCUAUCGGACCUCUAACAGCUUCAUGUACGUUUUGUAUGUUUUGUAUGUUUUGUAGUAGAGCGAGUCCCAGAGAAGCUUGUUUAUGCGUUUUUGCGCUUGUAUUUUCAUUCUGUCGUCCCUGAAAGAUGCGCUCGUUUCCUCUUCGAGAGGUUAACUUGGUGCAUCUGUAGCUGUCGCCAUCAUUGUGGGGGUUGAAAUAACGAGAAUAGUAGAGCGGCGCCCCACCUUGUGUCCAUUUGUCCGUCCGUGUGAAGAUCCGCUUGUGGAGAACGCAUUGCAAAGUUCCAAUGAUAAGCAGACAAGCACACAGCACUGUAGAUAGGCAAACUAGACCCCUUGCUCCUGCGGCAACCCCCGCGCCCCCCCCCCCCCCCCCCCCCCCCCCCCCCCCCCCCCCCGGUACUGAACAGAACUUGUCUGCCCUGAUAGACUGCAUAAUCUCACACUCUCAUCGUUGAGCCUUAGACCCUGCAUGCAGCGCAUUGUGGAAUCGUCGAUAAGUUUGCUCUUUCUUCUCCAGAUGCAUCUACAUGCUGGCAUCUGGACGGCUCUGUCCUCGCUUCGAUCUGGCCAGUGGUGGGUGUACAAUCAUAUCAAGAGCGGAUGCAGCCAGCGUUCUUCCUCCUUGGAUGUCCACCUCCUCUCUGUUUGAUCAAAAUGUCAAUUUCAGUCAAGAAGGGGGGUGGCUCUCCUUCAGCUGAGGGCCCAAUAAAUUGAAUCCAUUGCUUAUCUGGCGUUGCAUAUUAAAACCCGGCCUGUUUCUAUGCGAUGAUUUCUUGUGGACCAUCGUGAUUAUUGCUCCCGUAUUCGUGGAAGUGAUUCGGGUGAGUGAGCGUUGAAUAAUCGCCUCCACUGCAGGGUGUGUCUUGUCUGUGUUUUUCUCCUUGUGGACUACUUUCUCUGUUGCUCGCUCGCUCGCUUGCUCUUUUUGCGCAGCUGGCCAUUGUCUACUGAGGAUGCAUGCCAUUCCUAGCGUCAUGUCUGUUUGUCCACUGCUCUCUUAUCGAAUAGGGUGUUUGAUGUUCGCAAUGGCUUUCGUCUCUUUUGCCAGACAGCCGCCUUUCGAAAAUCUCGGCGAAUCACAAAGCAAAAAAAGCACAAGAAUGAUUCAGGAGCGGAACUGGUUAUUCAUUUCAGUGUCAUGAUUGGGUGAUGCAGUCUGUUGAAUGGGGAUUCCGAACUGAAACCGUUUGCUUGUCAUUGUGUCCACAAGGUGUUUUGACGCCAAGGCAGUCACUUAAGCAAGGUUGAGGAAAUUUAAUGGGUGGUUUGUGCAGUCGGUUGAAGUUUCGCUUGGCUGAAUUGAUGGACAUCUUGUGCCUACUGGGUAAAGGGGGAGAGAAAUGGAAUCAAAUGCAAUGUGAUUU